Molecule: messenger RNA, 2805 nt
Organism: Trypanosoma grayi
Lineage: Eukaryota; Euglenozoa; Kinetoplastea; Trypanosomatida; Trypanosomatidae
Product: putative beta prime cop protein
Exons: 1
Coding region: 1-2805 (934 amino acids)
Biological process (GO): intracellular protein transport; retrograde vesicle-mediated transport, Golgi to endoplasmic reticulum; endoplasmic reticulum to Golgi vesicle-mediated transport
Cellular component (GO): COPI vesicle coat
Molecular function (GO): protein binding; structural molecule activity
Source: RefSeq, a predicted model, not a curated record
AUGUCUGGCAAGGCAAUAGCGGCGCCGGCGACGCUCAUGACGGCCGCGAGCGACCGGGUGAAGAUGGUAGACAUGCACCCAAAGGAGCCAUUGUUCCUGUGCUCGCUCUAUUCCGGGGUGAUCAACCUGUGGAACCUUGAGACUCAGACGCUGCUAAAGUCGUUUGAUACGGGCACAGGGCUCCCGGUGCGUUGCGUGCGAUUCAUUCCACGACUUCAGUCGUUUGCGUGCGGCACGGACGACAUGAUGAUCCGCAUCUUCAAUUACAACACGAUGGAGAAGACGAAGACGUUCCAGGCGCACGAAGAUUAUAUUCGAGGCAUCGGGGUGCACGAGCAUCUGUCGCUUCUCAUGACAUGCUCGGACGACAUGACAAUCCGGCAGUGGGACUGGAGCAAGAACUGGGCUCUUGUGAACACCCACGAAGGUCACAUGCACUACGUUAUGGGCAUUGCCUUCAACCCCAAGGAUCCGUCAACCUUCGCGACAGCCUCCCUUGACUGCACGGUGAAGGUGUGGAGCAUCAACAGCCCGGUGCCGAACUUCCAGCUCGAGGGACACGAGGACGGCGUGAACUGCGUCGACUACUACCCUGGCGGCGACAAGCCGUACCUGCUCAGUGGGUCUGAUGACCAAACAGUACGUCUCUGGGACUACCAAACCCGAGCCUGCUUGCAGGUAUUUUCUCAUCACGCAGCUAACGUCACGGCGGUGCUAUUUCACCCAAGCCAGCCGCUGCUGUUUACACUGGCAGAGGACAUGGAGAUGAAAAUAAUUGCAUCCGAUACACACCGCCUUUUACUCAGCAUUGACCACUCCCGCAUGAACCGCGGCUGGUCGAUGGCAGCGAAGCGGUACGCGAAUGUCCUGGUGGUUGGCUAUGACGGCGGUACGGUUGUGUACAAGAUAGGCGAGGAUAAGCCUGUGUAUUCGAUGGACCCGAGUGGAAAAAUCCUUGUGGCUGUCGGUAACGAAGUAACACGUAUCGAUGCAAAGGGCAUUCCUGUAGACGCGGCUGACGGUGAUGUGCUUUCCCUCCCGACUAAAGACAUGGGCGCAGUGGAGACGUCGCCUUCUGCCAUCCUGCACGGCCCUAGUGGCCAGUUCAUUGCACUGCUUGGGGAGAAUGACUACACGGUCCUCUCGUCGCUCUCGAUGCGGCCCAAGUCAUACGGCAAGUGCAUCUCAUUCGUGUGGGGCCCAGAAAACGGCUCCUACGCCGUGUUGGAAACAUCCAUGACACUUAAGGUGUACAAGAACUUUAAGGAGCGUGCAACAAUUGCUUUGAAUGAGAGCGCAGAGAAGUUGUUCGGUGGCCCACUCUUUUCAGUGUGCACAGCGUCGAGCAUAACCUUUUACGACUGGGCGACACUGAGCCUUAUCCGCCAGAUCGAUGAGUGCCCAAAGAUGGUGCAGUGGAGCGAGAGUGGGGAGCUGCUCGCCAUCGUCACCGAGACAGCGUUCUUCACACUGCGGUUCAGCAGCGAAGCGGUGAUGGAGUACCUCGAGACGCAGGAGGGCACACCAGAGGAGGGUCUCGACUUCGCCUUCGAUGUGGUGGAGGAGGUAGGAGAGAGCGUGAAGGAAGUCCUGUGGGUCGGCGAGUGCCUUGUGUUCAUAAAUCAAGCACACCGCCUCAGCUAUUACAUUGGUGGAGAGACGAACAGCAUUGCUGUGCUUUCGCGUAAUCAGUAUCUCCUCGGUUAUCUGCCGAAGGAAAACCGUAUUAUGUGUAUUGACAAGGAGAAGAACGUCACGAGCUAUGUGCUGCGACUCAAUGUCAUUGAGUACAUGGCCGCCAUUGUCCGUGAAGACUUUGCCACCGCUGAACAACUGCUGCCCUCUGUGGAGAAAAGUGAACGAUUGCGACUUGCGCAGUUCCUCCAGGCGAAGAAUCACCUCGAGCAGGCACUGAAGGUGACGACGGAGGAAAACCACCGCUUUGAGCUGGCAGUGCAGCUGGGCAGACUGCAGCUGGCAAAGGAAAUCGCGGAGAGGUCUCCAUCGAUGGGGCGGUGGAAGCAGGUGGCGGACCUGGCAAUGGAAAGGGGCAUGCUUAAACUCGCAGAGGACGCACUGUGCAAUUGUGGCGACAACAGCGGGCUCCUGCUCCUCUAUUCCUGCAUGGGCGACAUGGAAGCGAUAUCGAAGCUCGGCGAUGCGUGCAUCGCGAAUGGGAAAGCCAACGUUGCGUUUACAUGCUUUCACCUGACGGGGCGGUACGAGGAGAACGUGGAUUUGCUUUGCCGCACCGGCAAGGUGGCCGAGGCUGCAUUCUACGCCCGGACCUACUGCCACAGCAAGGUGGAGGAGGUUGUGGCAAAGUGGAAGGUGACUCUUGCUGCACUGCCGCGCGUGGGUGAGGCCAUCGCGAGCCCGGUGGCGUACCCGAAUCUCUUCCCGUCUAUGCGGGCCGCGCCGUCCGUCGUGCUGGAGACCCCGCAGCGAGGCCGCGGCGAUCACAACGACACACGGGAGGAACAACAACAACAGCACCAUAAGCAAGAGCAAUCACAACAGUUGCCGAGCACCGGCAGCAGUGAGGUGGAGGGCCGCGCCGCCCUUUGCUUCGAGUCUCCCCAGGCGGUGAAGCCGCCGGCGGUGACGCACGACGACGAUUUGAUGUCGCCCGCUGAGAUGCGCCACGCGGCGUCUGUGAUGAGUGCAUCUUCGCCAGGCGAAGUGCCGGCUGCCCCGCCGCCUUCCAUGGUCAGGGACGCCGAGGCCGGUGCAGUACCGGCUGCUUUCUUCACCAGCGGUGACGACAACAAUGAAGGGGAUGAAGAGGACAACAAAUGGGCUUAA